CCUAAAAAUAUCUCGACACUCGCUCUCUCUCUCACCGAUUUUCUAUCCCUCUCCUUACCUAGGGUUCAAAACCUCCAUUCCGUUAGAUUCGACUCAUUCUUUCUUUUUUUUUUAUAAUAUUCAUAUAAAAAAAAAAGAAAAAGUUUCCAUCAUGAUGCAACAGCCAGCAUCUGGGGUGGUCCCACAGCAGAUGCCGUCGGAACAGCAGUACCAGCAGGCGCACGCCGCUGCCGCUGCGGCGGCGCAGCAACAACAGCAGCAGCAGCAGUGGAUGAUGCAACAGCAACAACAGCAGCAGCAGCAGGUCCCACAACAACAGUCUGGGUGGGCCCAGCCUCAACAGGCCCAAGCCCAGGCCCAGUACUCGGCCCAACAGACUGUUGGGUCGGAAGAGAUCCGCUCUCUCUGGAUCGGAGACUUGCUUCCCUGGAUGGAAGAGAAUUACCUCCUCAGCUGCUUUGCUCAUACCGGAGAGGUUGUAUCUGCUAAGGUUAUCCGCAAUAAGCAAACUCAGAUAUCUGAUGGUUAUGGUUUCGUUGAAUUUGUUAUCAAAAAAGCAUUUGCUUUCAUAAGAGAAAGUCAAAGCCUAUAACUUCAGUGGACAUGAACACA
Molecule: messenger RNA, 612 nt
Organism: Quercus robur (English oak)
Lineage: Eukaryota; Viridiplantae; Streptophyta; Magnoliopsida; Fagales; Fagaceae
Product: polyadenylate-binding protein RBP45C-like
Exons: 2
Coding region: 152-592 (146 amino acids)
Cellular component (GO): cytosol
Molecular function (GO): mRNA binding
Source: RefSeq, a predicted model, not a curated record